Penicillium salamii is the source of this 783-nucleotide messenger RNA. NCBI's taxonomy places the organism in Eukaryota, Fungi, Ascomycota, Eurotiomycetes, Eurotiales, Aspergillaceae. The record is from the annotation of a GenBank genome assembly.
AUGCCUUUCUUACGGUCUCUUGGACUUCUCCUCACCCUGCUGCAACUGGUCGCGGCCCAAUACUGCUCAUUCUGGAACACCGGGUGUAUCGACUCUCUCGCUCAAACCGCCGUCCGCUUCGAUCUCGACCCUCUCUUCGCCGACCCCGUCACGCUCUACUAUAGUUUCGAUGCCAGUCAUUCGGGAAAGGGCGAAGGCCCCAUGACCAAGACGGCAUUCUGGCUAGGCUACCCCAGUAACAACGUCAAUAAAAACGCCGUCGACUCGAACCGCACGUCCGAAAUCGGUCUCAGGAUCGGUAAUAUGACCGGUACCCCUUCAGGCUCGAACAACGGAUGUGAUGGAAUUUGGGGGUCUGAUUGUUCGCGGGAUUUCAAGAGUGCGUUGCAACGGAGCAUGUAUCUUCUUGCUAUCUCAGGCGAGUACUAUUCCAAGCCCCUGGAGGUGGCCCUCAGCCAGAUGUUGAAGAAACCACCGUCGCUGCCGUCAUGUCCACCACCUAUCCUAGACGUGGCCUCUAUCCCCGUGCAAGAUUUUGCCAGGGAACAUGUCCCCGGUCAGAAUGUAACUCUCAUGCCACCCGGCUCGGGCGCAUGGCCAUGGCAGGUCUGGUACCUGGAUGGCAUGAACGCUAGCAAGCAAGCUUCUCAAGUGGCCGUUGGAAUCAUCAGUCGAGCCCCUUCAUACAACAGUUCCCCGCCCGAUAGCCCGGACGACAUUAUGGUCGAUCUUGUCUGUCUUCAGGCUCCUUCGGGUGGAUCAUCCAAGGGCUCUCAUGAUUAG